This is a messenger RNA of Punica granatum (pomegranate), 6192 nucleotides long. The record is from RefSeq and is a predicted model, not a curated record. Lineage: Eukaryota; Viridiplantae; Streptophyta; Magnoliopsida; Myrtales; Lythraceae.
AAGCAAAUCCCACAAGCACCCGCCUUAUAUACUUCCUCCCUCCAUCUUGGUCUUUCCCUCCUACUUCUCCUCCUACUCCUCUGUUCACUGCAAUGGCAGAGAAUGAGAUUGUGCCUGUGGAACCCAUUAUCUCGGCCUAUGAAAGAAACCAGUACAACUAUGAUGUUCCUUGUACUUCCAACACAGCUGGGGGCUCCCUCACUUUCAGGGAUGAAGAUUACGCGCCGCAGCCGUUCGAGAGUGAGAAGUUACCAGUCACCUUAGCUCGGGACAUUCAGAGGUUCCUCCGGGUUGCCAAUUUGAUCGAGCCAGAGGAGCCUCGUAUUGCUUAUCUUUGCCGGUUUCACGCGUUUGAAAUCGCACAUAACAUGGACCGUAAUUCCGAUGCCCGUGGUGUUCGGCAGUUCAAGACUUCUCUCCUGAAACGACUCGAACGUGACGAAGAAAUUACUAUAAGGAAACGAAAAGAAAAGAAUGAUAUUCGUGAGCUGAGACGCGUUUAUCAUGCAUACAAGAAUUAUAUCACGAAGCAUGAGAGAUCAUUUGACUUUGACAAUAGGGAAAAGAUUACAAAUGCAAAAAGAAUUGCUUCCGCGGUGUCCCAUGUUCUGAACACUAUUACCCGUGCAACAGGCUUACAGGGUAUAGCUGAUCAAAAUUUUUUCGGUGCAAAGUCCGACUUCUAUGUCCCGUAUAACAUUCUCCCGCUCGAUCAUGGAAGUGCUCAGCAGGCAAUUAUGCAACUCCCCGAGAUCAAGGCGGCAGUUGCAGCAGUUCAUAAUAUUCAUGGUCUGCCUUCAGCCCCUGACAUGAAGAAAGACGCGGGCUCUGUGGAUUUGCUUGAUAUUCUUCAAGGUUUCUUUGGGUUUCAGAACGGCAAUGUCGCGAAUCAGAGGGAGCAUCUUAUUCUACUCCUUGCUAAUAUUCAAAUGCGGAAAAAUCAUAAGGGGGCCCCAACCUCGAAGUCGGUGGACGUGGCAUUAGAUGAAUUGAUGAAAAAGAUCUUCAAAAAUUACACAAAUUGGUGCAAAUUUCUCAGCAAGAAAAGCAGUAUCAGGUUGCCCAUAGGGGAAGCUCAACAAUACAAACUUCUAUAUCUGGGGCUUUACCUUCUCAUAUGGGGAGAAGCUGCAAACUUGCGGUUCAUGCCUGAGUGUCUAUGUUACAUCUUUCACCACAUGGCAUACGAAUUGCAUGGUAUAUUAACUGGUGCAAUUGCCUCAACAGCAUGGGAUAAUCCCACGACAGCUUCUAGAGGAGGACCCGAAUCUUUCCUGAACAAAGUCAUUUCCCCCAUAUACCAGGUUAUUUAUGAGGAGGCAGAGAAAAGCAAGAACGGGACGGCUGAUCAUUCAACUUGGAGGAACUAUGAUGAUCUGAAUGAGUUCUUCUGGUCUCCCAAUUGUUUUGAGCUGAGUUGGCCAAUGAAUCUGGACCAUGAUUUCUUCUGUGUAAGCCCUUCAAACAAUGCUUCCUCCAAGAAACCUCAGGGGUCAGAGCAUACCAAUGAACGUGAGGGCAACAGCAAUGAUUCUUAUGAUGAAGAACUCGGGGGUACAAAGGAGGAACAUCGUGAACCUAAAUGGUUGGGGAAGACAAACUUUGUGGAGGUUCGUUCGUUUUGGCAGAUUUUCCGGAGCUUUGAUAGAAUGUGGAGCUUUUUCAUCUUAGCCCUUCAGGCAAUGAUUAUUAUGGCCUGCCAUGAUUUGGGGUCUCCAAUUCAACUUUUUGACAAGGGAAUAUUCGAGGAUGUCAUGAGCAUCUUCAUCACCUCUUCGAUCCUUAAACUUAUCCAAGCAAUAUUGGACAUUAUCUUCACAUGGAAAGCUAGAACGACCAUGAAUUCCUCUCAGAAAAGAAGACAAUACCUGAACCUCGGGGUUGCUGUAAUAUGGACAAUAAUUCUUCCUACUUGCUAUGCUACUUCUAGGAGGAAAUACACUUGCUACUCCAUGAAAUCCCGAGCAAGCUGGCUUGAAGAGCUCUGCAUCUCUCCCUAUAUGGUCGCUGUAGCAAUAUACUUGACCAGCAGUGCCAUUAAGAUGGUCUUGUUUUUUGUUCCCUCAGUUAGCAAGUACAUCGAGGUCUCAAACUGGCGUUUGUGCAUGUUACUAUCGUGGUGGGUAAAGCCGGGAUUAUUCAUUGGACGUGGGAUGCAAGAAAGUCAAGUUUCUCAGAUGAAGUACACCUUAUUCUGGAUAUUAGUCUUAUCAAGCAAAUUCUCCUUCAGCUACUUCUUCGAGAUAAAACCACUGAUUGUGCCGACUAGACAUAUAAUGGAAAUGGGUGUGGAGUAUGACUGGCACGAGUUUUUGCCAAAGGUUCAGAGUAAUGCUGGUGCAGUUAUUGCAAUAUGGGCUCCUGUAAUUGUUGUUUACUUUAUGGAUACACAAAUUUGGUACUCUGUCUUCUGUACGAUGUUCGGUGGAGUCUAUGGCAUACUGCAUCAUCUUGGAGAGAUCAGAACUUUAGGAAUGCUGAGAAGCAGAUUCCAGUCCUUGCCUUACGCGUUUAAUGCCCGCCUUGUCCCUCCACUGAAAAACGACCGAAAGGGUAGAAGAAAUGGGUUCUUUAGCAGAAGAUUUCAUAAGGCGUCCGAAACCGAGAGAAACACCCUUGCAAAGUUUGUUCUUGUGUGGAAUCAAAUAAUCAGCAAACUUCGAAUGGAGGACUUGAUAAGCAAUAGGGAGCUAGACUUGAUGAUGAUACCAACGUCGUCAGAGAUAUUAUCAGGAGUGGUCCGUUGGCCCGUUUUCCUCCUAGCAAAUAAGUUUUCUACGGCAUUGAGCAUUGCCAAAGAUUUUGUGGGGAAGGAUGAUAUCCUUUUCCGGAAGAUACGGAAAGAUAAGAAUAUGUACUAUGCUGUGAAGGAAUGCUACGAGUCAUUCAAGUACUUCCUCGAGAUCCUUGUCGUGGGAGACCUGGAGAAAAGGAUAAUAUCUUAUAUACUGGACGAAGUCGAUUUGAGCAUUGAGAAGUCGAGCCUUUUUGAGAACUUCAAGUUGAGCCCACUACCAACUCUACGAGAUAAAUGCGUUGAACUACUGGAACUUCUGCUUGGUGGGGACGAGAAGCAUCACAGCAAGGUCGUGAAAGUACUUCAAGACAUGUUUGAGCUCGUGACCUGUGAUAUGAUGGUUAAUGGUGACAGAGUUUUGGAUUUGCUCAACUACUCUAGACAACUAGAUGGUGAACAUACUUACCUCUCCGAAAGGAUGGGAAGGGAGUUGUUCGGCUCAGCUGAUGGAGAGGAUUCCAUCAAUUUUCCAUUGCCUGAUAGUGGCAUCUUGAAGGACCAGAUUAACCGCUUCUAUCUGCUUUUGACGAUCAAAGAUACAGCAAUGGACAUACCUUCUAAUCUGGAGGCUCGAAGGCGCUUGUCCUUCUUCGUUACAUCCCUUUUCAUGGACAUGCCUACUGCUCCAAAAGUUCAAAACAUGCUGUCAUUCAGUGUUUUGACUCCACAUUACAUGGAAGACAUAAACUUCUCGAUGACGGAACUCCAUUCGAGCCGAGAAGGAGUUCCCAUCAUCUUUUACAUGCAGAGGAUAUAUCCUGACGAGUGGAAAAACUUCUUGGAACGGGUGGGAUAUGAAGAUACGGAAGAAUAUAAGGAUGAGAGCCGAGAGGAGGAUUUAAGAAGUUGGGCCUCUUUCCGUGGACAGACACUAAGCAGAACGGUCAGAGGAAUCAUGUACCAUAGAGAAUCCUUGAGACUGCAAGCUUUUCUUGAGCAAUCAACGGAUCAAGAAAUCAUUGAAGGCUAUGACAGUGUUGAUAGAGAAGAUCGUGAAUUAUCUGCACAAUUAGAUGCUUUAGCAGACCUCAAAUUUACGUAUGUUGUGUCCUGUCAAAUGUUUGGGUCCCAAAAGGUUUCUGGAGACCCACAUUUCAAAGACGUACUUGAGCUAAUGAUAAGGUAUCCCUCUCUUCGUGUGGCCUAUGUUGAGGAGAAAGAAGAGAUCGUUGAAGGCAAGCCUCAAAAGGUUUAUUCAUCUAUAUUGGUUAAGGCCGUAAAUGACUUCGACCAGGAAAUUUACCGGAUAAAACUUCCUGGUCCCCCAAUAAUUGGAGAAGGGAAGCCUGAAAAUCAAAACCAUGCCAUAAUCUUCACUCGUGGCGAAGCUCUGCAAACAAUUGAUAUGAACCAAGACAACUAUCUUGAAGAAGCUAUCAAGAUGAGGAAUCUUUUGCAAGAAUUCCUUCAGCACAAUGGGCAUCGUCCUCCUACUAUACUUGGACUAAGGGAACACAUAUUCACCGGAAGCGUUUCUUCUCUUGCGUGGUUCAUGUCGUAUCAAGAGACUAGCUUUGUCACAAUCGGUCAGAGGCUCCUCGCCAAUCCCCUCAGGGUAAGAUUCCACUAUGGACAUCCUGAUAUAUUUGACAGGCUGUUUCACAUCACUAGAGGAGGCAUCGGCAAAGCAUCAAAAACGAUAAACUUGAGUGAGGAUGUGUUUGCCGGGUUCAAUUCUACUUUGCGCAGAGGGAGUAUCACGUUUCACGAGUACAUACAAGUGGGAAAAGGCCGUGAUGUGGGCCUAAAUCAGAUAUCGAAAUUUGAAGCUAAAGUAGCAAAUGGAAACAGCGAACAAACUCUAAGCCGUGAUAUAUAUCGACUUGGGCAGCAAUUUGACUUCUUUCGCAUGCUCUCUUGUUACUUUACAACCAUUGGUUUCUACUUUAGCAGUCUGAUAUCAGUUAUCGGGAUUUAUGUGUUCCUUUAUGGCCAACUUUACCUGGUUCUCAGCGGGCUAGCAAGGGCUCUCAUGCUCGAGGCAAAUGUUCAAAAUGUUCAGUCCCUUGAGACAGCUCUAGCAUCACAAUCAUUCAUCCAACUUGGACUUUUAACAGGCCUGCCGAUGGUUAUGGAGAUCGGACUAGAGAAAGGAUUCUUAAUGGCCCUGAAAGACUUUGUCCUCAUGCAGCUUCAGCUCGCUUCAGUUUUCUUCACCUUCUCCCUCGGGACGAAAACUCACUAUUUUGGUCGAACCAUCCUUCAUGGAGGAGCCAAAUACAGACCCACUGGAAGAAAAGUCGUCGUGUUCCAUGCAAGUUUCUGUGAGAACUACAGACUAUAUUCUCGAAGCCACAUUGUUAAAGGAUUUGAACUUUUACUCCUUCUGAUCAUCUAUGAUCUGUUCCGGAGGUCUUACCAGAGCAGCAUGGCGUAUGUUCUGAUCACUUACUCUGUAUGGUUCAUGUCCAUUACUUGGCUUUUUGCUCCCUUUCUGUUCAAUCCAUCGGGCUUCAGCUGGGAAAAGAUUGUUGAUGACUGGAAAGAUUGGAACAAGUGGAUUAAGGUUCAAGGAGGAAUCGGAGUUCAGCCUGAUAAGAGUUGGCAGUCAUGGUGGGACGAGGAACAAGCCCAUAUCCGCCGCUCAGGUUUGAGUGCUCGGUUAAUUGAAAUUCUUCUCUCCCUGAGAUUCUUCCUGUAUCAGUAUGGCCUGGUAUAUCAUCUUGACAUCUCUCAGAAGAGCAAGAACUUCCUCGUAUAUGUGCUUUCUUGGAUAGUCCUACUUGCAAUAUUCCUAUUAGUCAAGGCAGUGAAUAUGGGGAGGCAACAGUUCAGUGCAACUUACCAUCUCGUGUUUCGGCUUUUCAAAGUGUUCCUCUUCCUCGGCGUUCUGUCCAUUAUAGUCUCUCUCUCCGGUGUCUGCAAAUUAUCGGUGAAGGACAUUAUAGUCUGCUGUCUUGCAUUUUUGCCGACUGGGUGGGGGCUCAUAUUGAUUGCACAAGCUGUGAGGCCCAAAAUUGAGAAUACGGGAUUAUGGGAUUUUGCGCGGGUCCUUGCCCGAGCAUAUGACUAUGGAAUGGGAGUCAUCUUGUUUGCCCCGGUGGCUUGUUUGGCAUGGCUUCCAAUUAUAUCAGCUUUCCAGACCCGCUUCCUUUUCAAUGAAGCCUUCAAUCGAAGACUGCAGAUUCAGUCAAUUCUUGCAGGAAAAACUAAAAAACAGCAUCAAGGAUAGGCCGGAAAAUAUGAGAAUAUCUUCUGUAUAUGGUAUAUAAUUUAUUCUUUCCUGACAACCUAGAGAAUCCGAAAGUGUGUAUAGGAUGACAAUCAUUUUCUUGGGGUAAAUGACAUUAGCCAAAGCAAGCCUUGAGGUGACCAUCACCAAGUAACUCUGUAAUUUCGAUAGCACAUUAUUCAUUAUGCAAAGUGUAAGUCGAGAACAGUAAUGAUUCUAUCAA